This is a messenger RNA of Lucilia sericata (common green bottle fly), 902 nucleotides long. RefSeq lists its product as uncharacterized. The coding region runs from base 132 to 851 and encodes 239 amino acids. The transcript is spliced from 2 exons. The record is from RefSeq and is a predicted model, not a curated record. NCBI's taxonomy places the organism in Eukaryota, Metazoa, Arthropoda, Insecta, Diptera, Calliphoridae.
UGUCACUUUAAAACGGUUGAUCAAAAAAUAAUUGUAAAAUAUAAAAAAAAAAAAACUAAAAUAUUUUUCUUAAACAAUCUUUUUCAAGACUUAAAAAAAAAAACCUAAAAUUUUGAAUAAAAUAAAACAAAAUGUCUGAAACUUUAACCUCUCAAGAAUUGGCAGCCUUAAAAGACUUGCCCUCGGCUCCGGAAAUGGGUGAAUUACGUAAGAUAACCACUUUACAAGAUAUACCCUUAGCUCAGGGCGAUAGUCUAAAGCAAAGUGUAAAUUCACAACUAGAACUUCAAGCCGCCCAUGAGGACGAAAAUGAACAUAAAAUAAAAACCAAUUCGCUUAAAAGAUUUUUUCGUUUGCCCUCUAAAAAGAAAAGCGAAGGGUCUGCCCUGGAGGGAGAAGCAAGUCAUAUGGAAUUUGAAGAAGGUGGUGCAAUACAAUAUUAUCAACAAAAUCCUACACAAAACGAUCAUGAAGAUCGGGAUUUAAAGCAAACUAAUUCGGAAUAUAGACGUUUUAAAUUAAAUUAUGGCCGUUAUGAGUCCAAUCCUGCUUCUAAUGUACGUCCUGAGAAAGAGUUAAGUGCCUCUUUUUCAAAAGCCAAUUUGAAAUCUUCUUUGUCCACUUAUUGGAAUUCAGUUUUUAAACUAAAGAAAACUAAAAAGUCUUCAAAAUCUCAACUGGAAUUGCAACAAACUGUUAGUGAAGCCACUACCUCAAGAACUGAGAGAGAAAAUCAAUUACCCGAUUCUACUAAUGAUUUAUCACAAAAUCCUGAUUGCCCUGCUGAUAGCAAUAGCAUUUUAGAUGAUAUCCAUACUUUACAAAUUUCUGAAGAAAGUCGUCCGAAAUAAUUCUUUAAAUUGUUUUUUUCUUAAAAUAAAUUUUUAUUCAUUUUGUGCAAA